Messenger RNA from Kalmanozyma brasiliensis GHG001, 627 nucleotides. Its product is annotated as Small GTPase superfamily. Gene Ontology annotation, molecular function: GTPase activity; GTP binding. Bases 1 to 627 code for a protein of 208 amino acids. The transcript is spliced from 3 exons. The record is from RefSeq and is a predicted model, not a curated record. Lineage: Eukaryota; Fungi; Basidiomycota; Ustilaginomycetes; Ustilaginales.
AUGGCUGGCCUCUCUGCCGACUACGACUACCUCUUCAAGCUCCUGCUCAUUGGUGACUCGGGUGUCGGAAAGUCAUGUCUCCUUCUUCGAUUCGCCGACGACACCUACACUGAGUCGUAUAUUUCGACCAUCGGCGUCGACUUCAAGAUCCGCACCAUCGAGCUCGAGGGCAAGACCGUCAAGCUCCAGAUCUGGGACACCGCGGGACAGGAGCGUUUCCGAACCAUCACCUCGUCUUACUACCGUGGCGCGCACGGUAUCAUUGUCGUCUACGACGUCACAGACAACGACACGUUCAGCAACGUCAAGCAAUGGCUCCAAGAGAUUGAUCGAUACGCCUGCGAAGGUGUCAACAAGCUGCUGGUGGGCAACAAGUCGGAUCUGACCAACAAGAAGGUGGUCGAGUAUGCGACGGCCAAGGAGUUUGCGGAUCAGCUGCAGAUUCCGUUCCUCGAGACGUCGGCCAAGUCGGCGACCAACGUCGAGCAGGCCUUCUUGACCAUGGCCAAGCAGAUCAAGGACCGCAUGGGAUCCAGCACCGUCAACAACCAGGCAGGUGGCAAGAGCACGCUCAAGGUGGGCGCAGGCCAGAACGUCGCGGCGCAGUCGAAUGGCGGGUGCUGCUGA